This is a messenger RNA of Closterium sp. Naga37s-1, 1569 nucleotides long. The record is from the annotation of a GenBank genome assembly. Lineage: Eukaryota; Viridiplantae; Streptophyta; Zygnematophyceae; Desmidiales; Closteriaceae.
AUGGGCUGUGGGGUCUCCGUGCCUAAGGUUGCGCUCGACGAGAAUGGGUUCGAGGACGGGUCUCCUACCUGGCAAAACAUUGAUGCGGGCAACACCACCGACGACGACAGAGAAACAGCAGCAGCAGCAACAGGAGGAGGAGGAGGGGGAGACGCAGCAGCAGGAGGAGCAGCAGGGGGAGGAGGCCGAGAAAGAAGUGAUGCUGGGACGCAAAGAGCGAUGGUGGAGAGGAGGAGAAGCAGUGAGGGUUCAGACGAGAUGGAUGCGGUGAUGGAGGAGAUAAGGCAGACGCUCAAGCGCAGCCAGGAGAUGGAGGCUCGCGGUGGCAGGGACGACAACGACAACAGCGACAACGACGAGGGCAAUGGCGACGACGGCGGCGGCGGCGGCGACGGCAACGGUGGCAAUGACAAGGAUGGCAAUAACGAGAACUACAGCAGCAGGAGGAAGAACGGCGGGGUGAUUCAGAUGCAUGAAGGCGUGGUGGUCGGCGUGCGGCUGCCGGGCGAAACGGUGGAGAGAGAUGGAGAUAGGGCAGGGGAUGGGCGAAUGGGAGACGCCAGCGGCAACGGCGGCGGGGCGGCGUGGCAAAGGUUGCGAGACGAAGGGUUAGAAGCGGCCGAACCAGGCAGUGCGGCUCUGACGCCUGGCGAAGGCUCAGAUGAUGAGAAUGCGUUUCCGCCGAAUCCCGCCUUAGAGGAUAAUGGCCGGGUGGGGGGUGUAGGGGGUGCAGUGGUAGGUAAUGGAGCAGCGGGUUCAGAACAACAGCGCAUAUCUAGGGAGUCUUCUGGAUCAAGGGACGACACAGCAGGGCCGCGAGAAGGGACAGGCGUUAGAGAGGGAGAGGUAGGGGCAGAAGCAGCAGAAUCGUCAUCCGCAGCUAUUGCUGCGAGCAGGGCCCAACAAAAUCCCGGCAGCGGGUCGGGGCCAGGGGGGGGAAACAGCUGGAGAAGCCUGAACCCGGGAGGGUAUUUAGCGGAGCUAGCCCUGGAGCUGCAGCAGCACAAGGCGGUGGCCCCGCAGGAGUUUUCAUUCGAAGAGCUGAGGGACGCAACGCAGUGUUUCAAAGAGGAGCUGGUGCUGGGGGAGGGUGGGUUCGGGAAGGUGUAUGAGGGGCUGCUCUUGGUGAGGGACGAGGACACUGGGCAGCACGUGGAGACGAGGGUUGCUGUGAAGCAACUGAGCCAACAGGGCCUGCAGGGGUUCAAGGAGUGGCUGACGGAGGUCAUAUUCCUGAGGCGUCUGCAGCACCCGCAUCUGGUGCAGCUGGUGGGGUACUGUGCGGAGAAGGAGAAGGGCCUCCUCGUCUACGAGUACAUGCCCAACUGCUCCCUCGACUGCCAUCUCUUCAAUGAAGCGGAGCCGCCAUUGACGUGGGAGGUGCGGGUGAAGGUGGCUCUGGGAGCAGCCAAGGGGCUGGCAUACCUGCACGAGGGCACAGAGCACCAGGUCAUCUUCCGAGACCUCAAGGCCGGCAACAUCCUGCUGGACGAGGUGCGGUUCAGUGUGCUGCGGUGCGGUGUGGUGCGGUGCAAUGCUGGGUGGGUAUCUCUCUCUGUUGUGUGCUGA